AACCAUUCGAAGUCUCAAACUCCGAAAGAAAAUGGAAGGAAAAUAGUUGUUGUUACUUGUUUGUUGUUGUUGUAAUUCUGUGUACGUUUUUCGUAUUAUGUGCGUGUUACUGUUUUCCAUUACUUAUGAGCAUAGAUGGAAAAUCACACCUUUGCUAAUUUUUUUCAUCCUCGAGCUUUCUGAUUUAUAAAGAAAAUCUUUUUCAGACAUAUAUUAUUACAUUUUAAUUGAAUUUGCAGUGCAUUGGAGCGCAUAAGAUACUUAGAAUACAUUGGCCUAAUGACUUGCUGACAGAGGUUUAAGCUUCCCUAUUUUAUGUACAUUAUAUUAUAUUAUUUGGUCCAUGUUAUCUGUUCUAUGACCAUGGUUUAUUCUGUCUAGUAAAUACUCAAGUAUGAAUGGUAAUAUUGAACUCGGUUGAACUCUACUUUAUUAUUACUUGAUUAUUACCAUUUAUUUGCUACGCUGACAACAGUUCAUGUGUCUAUACAGUUAAAUACAUACUUUAUACGCUGUAAUUACACUUACACUGUUUCAAAAUGAAUAGUUGAGUAUAUACCUAUAAGUAAAAAAAAUAUUUCGGACGCUAUAAUUUAGGUUGCUCGUAGGCAACGUUUUUUGGAUAAAAAUGGCUCAACAGAUACCAAAACCAUUUCAGGACCAGUUACAGAAAAUAGUUUGACUUGGAAAAUGAAAUAUCUAUUUCAAAACUGAAAAUUGGAACUUGCGCAAAGUGACGCCUGGUUCUAUUCAAUAUUCAGAGGUAGUACCUAGUAACAUGCGCAGCAAAACGCGAUUGCGUGUGAAACGGAAGCAGUGUUAGUGGUGGCUGUGUCUUCUUAAAGUGUUUCUCCGUUACUGAAGAUCGGCGGUCACUCCCUAAGUGGCUAUAUCAGCCUAUCUCGUUUGCCUACUGUGGUGGGCAGCCUCCUUGAUGAGGGAUACUCUGAAAACAUAGUAACGGAUUUAAUACACAUAGGACGAGGGCAGUUUUCCACUGACGAAAUGGUAACUGAACUUGAGAAGAGAAAUCGGUUAAAGUUGCUCCUUCCAUGGUUGGAAACACGUGUUAAAGAAGGUUGUACUGAACCAGCGACGCACAAUGCCCUCGCCAAGAUUUAUAUUGACUCCAAUAAUAGCCCUGAAAAGUUCCUUAGAGAAAAUAAGUGGUACUACUCGAGACUAAUAGGUCGUUACUGCGAGAAGCGCGACCCGCACCUCGCGUGCGUGGCGUACGAGCGCGGGCAGUGCGACCGCGAGCUGAUCGCCGUGUGCAACGACAACUCGCUGUUCAAGACGCAGGCGCGCUACCUCGUGCGGCGCCGCGACCAGGACCUGUGGCUCGAGGUUCUGGCCGAGUCUAACCCCUUCAAGCGACAGCUCAUUGACCAGGUGGUGAAAACAGCGAUCGUAGAAACCUGCGACCCUGAGGACAUCUCAGUGACAGUGAAAGCCUUUAUGUCCGCGGACCUGCCCAACGAACUGAUUGAGUUACUUGAAAAAAUCAUGCUAGAAAAUCCUGCGUUCUCCGACCAUAAGAACUUGAAGAACUUGCUCAUAUUGACAGCAAUAAAGGCGGAUCGCGGUCGUGUUUUGGGAUACAUCGAAAGGUUGGACAAUUAUGAUGGGCCUGACAUUGCAAAAAUUGCUAUAAGCAACGAUCUAUAUGAAGAGGCCAUCGCCAUCUACAAGAAGUUCGACGAUAACACUUCGGCUAUAAAAGUGUUAAUUGACAAUGUGAAGGACCUCAAACGUGCGCGAGAUUUCGCCGAAGAAUGCAAUGAACCCGGUGUAUGGUCUGAACUUGCCCAAGCGCAGCUCCAACGGGGACUGGUGAAAGAAGCUAUCGAAUCUUACAUCGAUGCUGAUGAUCCAUCAGCCUAUAUUAACGCUACAACGAACAAACAACAGUCUUGGGAUGACGUCAUAAGGCACUUGCAAAUUAUAGGGGUUUGUAUGAAAUAUAUAGGUAGGUUUAUAGUGAAUAGAUUAUGUGGUUGCAUUUGUAAAUAUAGCGAAUAAAGGAGUGAAUAUGGA
This is a messenger RNA of Bicyclus anynana (squinting bush brown), 2037 nucleotides long. Its product is annotated as clathrin heavy chain. The transcript has 8 exons. NCBI's taxonomy places the organism in Eukaryota, Metazoa, Arthropoda, Insecta, Lepidoptera, Nymphalidae. The coding region runs from base 1006 to 2022 and encodes 338 amino acids. Gene Ontology annotation, molecular function: clathrin light chain binding. Gene Ontology annotation, cellular component: clathrin-coated endocytic vesicle; clathrin complex; cell cortex. Gene Ontology annotation, biological process: receptor-mediated endocytosis; intracellular protein transport. The record is from RefSeq and is a predicted model, not a curated record.